CUCUCCUAGUAUAAAAAACUAUGAUGCCAUGGACAUGGAGACAAUCGAUCAUUGAUAGCGGGGAGAAAUAGUUCUGGUCAAGAGAUGGCUGCUGCUGAAGAAACUCAGAUUUCUCAAACAAAAUUGCAGCUUCCAAAAAACUAUGAAGCCAUUCUUGAAGAAGCAGACUCACAAAUUGAUAAAUCCUCCUCAGACAAGCUCUGUGAACAACUCUACUCCGGACUUUUCUUGAACCAAAAGAAAAAGAAAUUUUGGGUUGACAAGUUGACCCAGAAAAUUUUCUUUGUGUUGUUUGCAAAAUCUCUCUCAUACCUAAAACCAAACUGGAUUCUGCAACCUAUCUCAACCGCCUCUACCGACAGGCUUGAGGAGUUCAAAUUACAAGAAUCACACAGAUUAAUGAUCGAGGAGGUCAUUCUGCAAGAAUCAAAUAGUUUUGAGGUGAAAGGGAAAUUCAACAUGUGCAAACUUAGUCCUCUAACAUUUUACAAAGUUUCAUUUCUGAUAAAGAUGGAGAAGCAGGCUCAGGGAUGGGAAGAUCCUGUGAACCUGAGACUCGUCCACCCGGAUGGAAGAGAGGAAGAAUGUCGAGAGAUGUUGCAGGAAAGCCAAAAAAUAAAUGGAUGGAUGUUUUAGUUGGUACGUUUACAACGUUCAUCGAUGUUGGGGAGAUGGAGUUUUCUAUGUAUGAAUUCGGUAAGAGGAAGAAGAAAGGACUUGUCGCCUUUGUAUAGAAGCUUAAUUGGUAGCCAGCAAGCAG
This is a messenger RNA of Mangifera indica (mango), 760 nucleotides long. RefSeq names its product protein PHLOEM PROTEIN 2-LIKE A1-like. Bases 85 to 636 code for a protein of 183 amino acids. NCBI's taxonomy places the organism in Eukaryota, Viridiplantae, Streptophyta, Magnoliopsida, Sapindales, Anacardiaceae. The record is from RefSeq and is a predicted model, not a curated record. The transcript is spliced from 2 exons.